Molecule: messenger RNA, 3301 nt
Organism: Homo sapiens (human)
Lineage: Eukaryota; Metazoa; Chordata; Mammalia; Primates; Hominidae
Gene: GAL3ST3
Product: galactose-3-O-sulfotransferase 3
Exons: 3
Coding region: 264-1559 (431 amino acids)
Biological process (GO): glycolipid biosynthetic process
Cellular component (GO): Golgi cisterna membrane; membrane
Molecular function (GO): galactose 3-O-sulfotransferase activity; galactosylceramide sulfotransferase activity
Source: RefSeq, marked reviewed
GAUCCCAUCCAGGCGCUGAGAGGCAAGCCACCGGCACUCGGCGCGCAGGGCCCCGGGCACCCUCGGACCCCGUGCGGAUUUCGAGACAAGGGUCCAGAGAUAGCGGCGGCCGCCCCCAACCCGGGCCAGAGGCAGAGCCCAGGCGUGCGGUGCUUCUCGGGAACACUGGCCCUGCUACCAGAGCCGCAGGAUCCCCCAUGAGUGCCUGUGAAGGGAGUCCUGGAUAGUGAGGCCCUGGCUGGUCCAGGGGUGGGUACUCCGCCAUGCCACCCAUCCUCCAGCGCCUGCAGCAGGCCACCAAGAUGAUGAGCCGCCGGAAAAUCCUGCUGCUGGUGCUAGGGUGCAGCACCGUAAGCCUUCUCAUCCACCAGGGGGCGCAGCUCAGCUGGUACCCCAAGCUGUUCCCCUUGAGCUGCCCUCCUCUGCGGAACUCGCCGCCGCGCCCCAAGCACAUGACUGUGGCCUUCCUGAAGACUCACAAGACGGCAGGCACGACGGUGCAGAACAUCCUGUUUCGCUUUGCCGAGCGCCACAACCUGACGGUGGCCCUGCCGCACCCGAGCUGCGAGCACCAGUUCUGCUACCCCCGCAACUUCUCGGCGCACUUCGUGCACCCGGCCACGCGGCCGCCGCACGUGCUGGCCAGCCACCUGCGCUUCGACCGUGCGGAGCUGGAGCGCCUCAUGCCGCCCAGCACCGUCUAUGUCACCAUCCUGCGCGAGCCGGCCGCCAUGUUCGAGUCGCUCUUCAGCUACUACAACCAGUACUGCCCGGCCUUCCGGCGCGUACCCAACGCCUCGCUCGAGGCCUUCCUGCGCGCGCCCGAGGCAUACUACCGCGCUGGCGAGCACUUCGCCAUGUUCGCACACAACACGCUGGCCUACGACCUGGGCGGCGACAAUGAGCGCAGCCCGCGCGACGACGCCGCCUACCUGGCGGGCCUCAUCCGCCAGGUGGAGGAGGUUUUCUCGCUCGUCAUGAUCGCCGAGUACUUCGACGAGUCGCUAGUGCUGCUGCGGCGCCUACUGGCCUGGGACCUGGACGACGUGCUCUACGCCAAGCUCAACGCGCGCGCCGCCAGCUCGCGCCUGGCCGCCAUCCCCGCGGCGCUGGCGCGGGCGGCGCGCACCUGGAACGCCCUGGACGCCGGCCUCUACGACCACUUCAACGCCACCUUCUGGCGCCACGUGGCGCGCGCGGGCCGCGCGUGCGUGGAGCGCGAGGCGCGCGAGCUGCGCGAGGCCCGCCAGCGCCUACUGCGGCGCUGCUUCGGGGACGAGCCACUGCUGCGGCCUGCCGCGCAGAUCCGCACCAAGCAGCUGCAGCCGUGGCAGCCCAGCCGCAAGGUGGACAUUAUGGGCUAUGACCUGCCCGGCGGCGGCGCCGGCCCGGCCACCGAGGCCUGCCUCAAGCUGGCCAUGCCCGAGGUCCAGUACUCGAACUACCUGUUGCGCAAGCAGAAGCGCCGGGGCGGUGCGCGGGCUCGGCCCGAGCCCGUCCUGGACAAUCCCCCGCCUCGGCCCAUCCGAGUGCUGCCUCGCGGCCCUCAAGGUCCCUGAGCUCCGCAGGCCUCCAGGAGUAUGGGUCCUGCCCUGCCCUCCCAGGAGUCCAGCCAGGGGCUGCCUCCAUGUCCUGCCCCCAUGAGAGCCCUUUCUUUUCAAGGGGCUUGAGUCCCUCGCUGAACUUUGGGGUACGCCUCCCUAUCUGAGCCCCCGCUCCCGAUCGUGGGCUGAACCUUGCCUUCGGGCACGGCGCUGAUAGGCUGGAUCCAGCGCUGGGCCACCCUCUCCUUCCCAGCUGGUUGGUGAUUUUGACAAGAGGCCUGAGGGCUGUCCAGAACUGCUCACCCUGCCUUUUUCUGGGGGCUGAGCCCCCACAACCUGUCUUUUCCAAGUGGAUAAGCCCAGGCCCCAUGGAGAGAGGCUCAGCCCUAGGGAAAGGCUGCUCUUGCUCUCCCUCCCAGGGCUUGAGGCUCCCUAUACUUUUCUGUCUUCCAGGUUCUACCCUCCCCACAGACCUAAGCUGCUCCCAGUCUCCCAGAACCAAGAGUUCUUGGGUUGGGAUUUUUGUUUGGUUGGUUUUUCUUUUUUUUAAUAAAACAUCUUUAAAAUGUGCGAGUUGUAUGUCAGUCAUAGAAGCCGGAUUCCCCACAUUUGAGGAUGAAACGGAUGCCCAGGAGGAGCUGUGGCUGGACCCAUGAGGAUGGGGGCCUGGACUCAAGGUCCCCCGCCACCUGGCAUAGGCCUACAACCCUCCUCAACCGCUUGACCGACUGGGCCCCCAACACAGACUGGCCACCUUAGCCCCACUCACUUUCCACAUCGUUCUUUUUCACAAAAUUCUGCGACAUUUACUGAGCAUCAUCUCUGUAACUUGGGGAUACAGGUGAACCAGAUAGAUAGGGCCUUAUUUUCAUGGAGCUUAUGGGGAAACAUUGGAACAGGAGCAAGACAGGUAAGCAAAGAGGAAGGACUGGAGGGGUUAGAGCACAACACCUCUUUGGGUGGAAGGAGGAUCAUUUUCAGAUAAGGAGCUGCCUAACUCAGAAUUUGACCUCCUCCUGUGAAUCACUGACUUCACUAAUGGCCUGCUUUCCUCACAAGAAGACAACUUGGACUCAGAUGAAGACCAGUCCCUUUCUGCAGUUUCCUUUAACACAGCAAGAUAGCCAGCACUUCCAGGUGAAAUCUCCCUUAAGACUAGCAGAGAAUUGGAACUUUUUCUGUUACUUUCUUCAGAGCUAUAUCGACGUAUCUGGACAAGUGAUAAAAAACAAUAGCUAUUAUGGUCUACGGUGUGCCAGCCACUGUUUAAGGGCUUUAUGUAUGUUAACUUUGGAGAUGGGUGCCGUUUUCCAGGUGAGGGAACUGAAACUUGGGGGAAAUUAAGUCAGGGUCACACAGCCAGAAAGUGGCCACUAGGAUCUCAACCAAGGCAGUGUGGCUUCAGAGUUUGUGCUCACAAGUGCUGUCUGUAGUGCCAUUCAAAUAAAAAAGGUCACAUGCCACAAGCUAGGCUGAUUCCCAGCACCUUCCCCCAAAAGAAUGUAAAGGGAAGAACCAGGACACUGCUAUCAGCAACUCUUUAUCCAGUUUUUCAUGGAGACAACGGUUGACCUGUUUGGACAAUGGACAUUACAGUGAUUGAUUGGCAGGAUGCAUGACACGCUGGGCUUGAAAAGGGACUGUUUGUAUGGCACCCCACUUUUUACCAGCAGAGCUCUGAAAAAGGCAAUAAUUAGAAUCAUGCAAAAGCAUAAUUAAGUUUCUGACAUUAAGCAGCAGUAAAGAAUUGUACCAGA